UGCAACACUCGAAACAGAAAACAGAAGAAGCAGAAAACAACGGCCGUGGAACUCGCAUUGGUUGCUGAAAAAACCCGUGAGGUUUUGCGUUUUUAAAGAAAAACCCUCAACGCCCGUGGAAUAGUCAAUAAAUUGAUUGGAAGCCCAAUCAGCCUCGUUUCGAACCAGUGUACGCGAGUGCAGCGAGCCAAGCGAUCCCCCGAUCGAUCGAAUCGAAUCGAAAAAAGGUAAACCGACGUCGGCGACAGCGGAAUACCCGAGAUACCGAGAGCCAAGGCAGCGACAGAAUAAAGAAACAAGGAAACAUUUGCACGCCAACGGAGCAACUGCAGCAGAGCACCGAGCGACAAGAAAAACCACUUCAACAAAAGAGGAUAACAUACUGGAAGUGCCCCACACACACUGCCACACCGCCACUGCUGCCCAGCUACAAACAUACACACACUGUACGUGCCCGACGGUGGGAAAGUAAACCGACAUCUUUUUACGACCGCCGAGAGUUUUGCAAUCAGAAGAAGUCGGAGAGCCGAGCCGUGUCGAUCGGCCAGCCCUUUGAUAAGCCAGAGAGAAGGGAGCAGCCCAGCUCAGCUCAGCCCAGAGAAGCGGAGAACAAGAGAGAGGAACAGGUUGCCAAGUCGAACGCGCAACGAAUUUGGAAAUCGAGCCAGCCGAAAGUGCGUGAGCGUGAUCGUGAUCGCUUGUACGUAGCCCAAAAGCAGAGAAAGAGAUAUAGAAACCCGCAGAUCCGGACUUGCAUUUAACUUUGAAGCAGCUUGAAGGGUUUCCAACCCGUGGCCCAUGAGCAGCUGAGCCCAGCGGCAGCAGCUAAGACGGAAACCAGACUUACACCUUGAACACCCGACCCAAGCCAGAUCCAAAUGAAAACGCUAGUGCUCAGUCCGGAUGACCUACAGAACUUCAACAAGUUCAUCUAUGACCCGAAGUCGGCCGCCCAGCUGGCCGCCAGUGCUGGAGCAAUCGGAGCAGCGGCGGCGGCGGCAGCAGCGGUCCACGGGCCACCUGCCGGCACCACAGUACAGCUGCUCCAGGGCAGCGUGGGCGGAUCGGUCAAUCCCGGCGUAGUGCCCGUGUCCGUGCCCGUACCCACCAGCACAGCCAACAGUGCCAACAACCUGAUGGCGCUGCACUACUACCUGAAGCAUCCGGGUAUCCAGCAGAUGCCCAUCCCACAGCAGCAGCAACAUCAGCAGCAGCAACAGCAUCAGCAGCAACAGCAGCACCACCAGCAGCAUCAGCAACAGUUGCUGGCCCAGUCGCAGACGCAGCUGAAACAGCUGCAGCUCAAGCAGCCGACGAUCCACCAGCACCAGCAGCACAUCAGCUACCACCACCACCAUCCGUACUACCAGCAGCAGCCGCAGCAGGCGCCGCCACCGCAACCGCAGCCUCUCAAGAGCCAGCCGCAGUCGCACCUGCCCGUGCACGCCCUCAACCAGAACUCGAACUUCUCGGCGGCUAGCUCCAGUACGGGGGGCACUGCCUCCAGCCAUGCGCCCACCCAGCAAUCGAACGGAUCCAGCGUCUCACCCACCAUUGUGUCGAGGGUGGCGGCCGUGGGGGCACCCAGCAGCAGCAAUAUUGCAGCCGCGGCCAAUGCUCUCCUACGGGCAUCGGCCGCCUCCACAGCCCCGAGCUCCUCCGCCUCAUCGUCCUCUUCGUCCUCAUCCGCGUCGUCGAGCUCCUCGUCCAGCAGCUCCUCCUCCAGCGCCAGCAGCUCAGCGAACUGCGCCAAGAAGCUGAAGACGGAACCCGUACUCUCUCAGUACAAUCAGACGGAGCGCCUCAAUUUCGCCAACACGUACAUCGUGUGGAGCGAGGAGCACUGGCGACGGGUGAUAUUCCACGACGAGCGCAGGUUUAACCUGGACGGACCGGAUGGCUUCUCGUACUAUUUCCACGACUUGCGCAACUACGAGCGCACGCUGUCGCAGCGGCCGCGUGGCAAUUCCGUGUACAUUUACCUGAUGGUCUGUGUGGGAGGAGCCGUGCAUCUGGAGGUGUCGUCUGCCAAACAGCGACCAGAAUCCUGCAUCGAGGCCAUCAUGCGAGAGCGGCCCAAUAUCGUUACCAAACUGGGCGGGAACUCGGAGUUCGUGCUGCAGGACCACAACUGGAUGUCGCAUGCUCUGCCCACCGCCCAGGAUCUUCUGAAUGCCGAGGGUCUGAAGACCCAGAAGUGGCCCACCAUCGCCCACGAUCUGAACAUCAUGGAGAACGUGUGGGGCUGGCUCAUCCGCGAGGUGUUCGACGGAGGACGGAAGUUCUCGCGCAAGGACGACUUGAUAUUCCGCAUCAAGGAGGCGUGGUCCCGCCUGCCGCUCGACCUGAUCACCAACCUGUACAGCACGCUGCCGGAACGGAUCACGGAGCUCUACUACACACAGGGCGUCUACACGAAUUGUUGACAUCGGCGUACAGAGCAACCAGGACGUGGACAGGGCUCAGGACAGCACUUGGCCGCUUUGGCGGUCGUGCAGGCGGUGAUCGAACGGGAUCGUGUUCCAGAACCUGAUCCGAGGAGUGCCAGCUCCUCGAUGUCUGCCAGAGACCGGAGAGCGAAGGAAGCAAAUCAUUAUAUACAAUUUAACUUAACUUUUUGUGUAUAGCUUUAAGAUGUGUGCGAAGGAGCGGACAGGACUCUUGGAGACCGACGGACUGAAAGCAAGAAAGACAGACGAUUAAACGGACGGACAGACAGACAGACGAACCGACUUGGGUUAUAAGUUAUCAAGUUUUUUAGUUAUUUAAAAAUGAUACAAAACAGAAAUCAGCAGAUUGUGGGCAGAACACACGUUAAGUGUUGCCAUAUCGCUUUGUAAUUAGUGUUUUAUCCUCCCCUGUUUCCUUUUGCCCCUUAAACAACAACAACCCUUCGCCCCCAAACACCCUCGUAAUUCGUAAGUCUUAAUUUAAGUUGUCGUUUUCCUUUUUACCCCCAUCCCCCAAUCUAUUAAGAAUAUACAAAAUAUAUUAGUUACAAACAAGUUUAUUUGAACUUAACUCCCCUUUUGUUGAUUGUUUUUAGUUGUGCCAGCGGUAGAUGAACAAAAUUGAAAUGCCAAGCGAGCAGAGAGGAAGAAAACAAAAUAAAUUGUAACUAAAGUAUUAUUUUAAGGCAUAGUUUUUGUUGUAGCAAAUUACGGAGAACUCACACACGUAAAUCUUCACAGACACACACGCAUGAACACUCAGAAGAAGAAUCCUAUCAUGUAAAAUUGUUUACGAAAACAGAAAUUAUGAUUAAACUAAUUAUCAAUGUAAUUAAUACAUAUUAAACGAGAGAGAACUAACAACAAAUCGAAGAGCAAAGGCAACUUAGUGUUAAUGUAAGAUCAAAACAACUAACCAGAGCAUAGGACCUAGAGAUCGAUGAAAUCAUGCUGAAACCCAACACUCCUUCAAUCCCGAACCUGAACCCAAACCCUCAAAUCCCCCAACUCAGUCCAGUCAUCCCCAAUGAAAAAUCGAGCUCUGAGCCCACGAACAAGUUUCCCAGCAGGGCAAACUUCUGUGACUACCGAUGGCAUCUAGAAGUGAGCUCCUCUUGGGGUUUCGACUCUGACCCAGACAAAUUCUUAGUACGCCAUAUUAUGGUUUAUUCGUACGCACCCAAUACUUAGCAAUACAAUUGAACUGAACAAACUGAUUGCACUUUGCAAGUGCAGACAACUAAUCUGUAGAAUACUUGAGCCACUAUGAAAAGUAUCCUUGAAAUAAAUGCAACUUAUACACAUUA
Molecule: messenger RNA, 3757 nt
Organism: Drosophila suzukii
Lineage: Eukaryota; Metazoa; Arthropoda; Insecta; Diptera; Drosophilidae
Molecular function (GO): nucleic acid binding
Source: RefSeq, a predicted model, not a curated record